Messenger RNA from Schistocerca piceifrons (Central American locust), 2501 nucleotides. Its product is annotated as inter-alpha-trypsin inhibitor heavy chain H4-like. Bases 2 to 2317 code for a protein of 771 amino acids. The record is from RefSeq and is a predicted model, not a curated record. The transcript has 17 exons. Lineage: Eukaryota; Metazoa; Arthropoda; Insecta; Orthoptera; Acrididae.
CAUGCGCACCUGGGAGGCAGUUGCUACCGCGGCGCUCGUGGCGGUGUUCGCGCUGGCCUUGGCCGCCGCUGAUGACGCGCCGGAGUAUCCACCGCCGGACGUGUACAGCCUCCAUGUGGUGAACCACGUGCGGAACCGGUACGCCAAGACAGUGGUGACCAGCAGGGUGGCCAACACAGCCAACGUGUCCAGAGAAAUCAGCUUCGACGCCGUCCUGCCGGAGACUGCCUUCAUAUCGGGAUUCGUCAUAGAGAUGGACGGCAAGGCGUACGAGGCGUACGUGAAGGGGAAGGAGGAGGCGCGCGAGGAGUACCAGCAGGCCGUGCAGGCCGGGCAGGGCGCCGCGCACGUGCAGCUCAGUGCAAGAGAUUCGAACGUGGUGUCCGUGUCGGUGAACGUGGAGGCGCAGAAGAAGGUGACCUUCAACCUGACGUACGAGGAGCUGCUGCAGAGGGAGCUGGGCGCCUACAACCUGCGCAUCAACCUCAAUCCCGGACAGAUCGUGAACGACUUAUCUGUGGAGGUGCACAUCAACGAGACGAGUGACAUCACCCUCCUUGAAGUCCCCAGCCUGCAGCAGAGCAACGACGUCUCAGACGAAGAGAACUCUACUAACCCUCUGGCGCACACGGAGAGGCCUUCGCCCACGACAGCCGAGGUGCGGUGGUCUCCCAGCAGGGAGGAGCAGGCGGCGCUGAGGGCGGAGGGCGUGCAGGGACAGCUGCUGGUGCGCUACGACGUCGACCACGCCGCCAGCCCCAACCAGAUACUCGUGACUGAAGACGGAUACUUCGUGCACUUCUACUCGCCGCCGGACCUGCCACCGCUGGAAAAGUACAUCGUGUUCGUGCUGGACGUGAGUGGCUCCAUGAGCGGUCACAAGAUAGACCAGCUGAGGCAGGCCAUGGUCUCCAUCCUUGAUGAGCUGAGUCCACGUGACAACUUCACGCUCAUCACAUUCUCCUUUGGAUCGCAGGUGUGGUGGCCAGUUACCGGGAACAAGACCUAUACAUCCUGGUACGAGUGGCCCAACGGACCAGAAAAUGAUGCUGAUGCUGUCGUGCCUGCAACUCCAGAAAAUGUUGCUAGUGCCAAAAAUUUCGUCAGAGAUCUCCAUGCAGGAGGAGGGACCGCGAUGCACGACGCGCUGGACACAGCACUGCGAGUAUCCAAGGCAGGUGUUUCACGUCCGGAUGCGCCACUUGUGAUGGUGCUUCUUACGGAUGGACUGCCUAAUGGAGGGCCAGAAGCCAUCUUGCAGGACUUCACCGCCGCCAACUUGGAGCGGGGAGCAGCACUGUUUACGUUGGCGUUCGGUGAAGAUGCAGACUUCGGAUUUCUCAGGAAGCUGGCGCUGCGCAACGGCGGCUUCGGUAGGCGCAUCUACGAGGCGGCGGACGCACACCUGCAGCUGCGCAACUUCUACCGGCAGGUCGCGUCGCCACUCCUCUCCAGCGUCAAUUUCACAUACGGGGAUGGACAGGUGGAGGAGGAGUCCCUGACGCAGACCAGGUUCUCGACGCUGUUCCGCGGCAGCGAGCUGGUGGUAUGUGGCAGGCUGCAGCCUGCAGCGUCACUGCUGGAGCCCGUGGUGGUGGCGGAGGGCCGCCAGCGCCACAAGUCGCCAGCCAAGCUGGAGAAGGCCUCCACUGGAGAGCGCCUCUGGGCCUUCCUCACUGUGCGCCAGCUGCUGGACAUGGACACCGCCACACCCAACCAGACGAUCAAGGACAGAGCCAAGGACAUCGCUAUCAAGUACUCCUUUGUGACUCCUGUGACGUCACUGGUCGUGGUGAAACCUAACGACACAGCAGCUGUGGACCUGGAACGCGCUGGUGGAAACGGCGAAGAUUACUUCGCAUCAGGAGCGCCAGUAUUGUUCUUGGCAGGAAUUGGUACCUCUUCUAGCCUCUUCCCCAACAUCUUAUUGUCAGACAGGUUUGAGGAAGCAGACGAGCCUUUAUACUCAACCACAAGUUUUCCACCUGGUGCUGUGGCUUCUGCCGGACAACCGCAGGCGCUGCACAUAUCCGAGAUCACCUGGCUAGGCGGUAUCUCCAACUCCUCACACGUUACACUCGAAGUGAAUGGUACGGCAGAGACCUACGAAUUGGCCCUCAACAAGACGGAGACGCAGCUGGAGGAGUGUGUGACACCUGGUGGAGGUUCCGGGCAGUGCCGCCACCUGGCCAACUGCGUGCUGCCCAACUUCACUGACAGCCUGGAUGACUUCCUGCCCUACCGCUGUAUGGUCGACGGCAGCUAUGUCGGCGUUUGCUGUCCGAACGACGCAUUGCCCACAGCGCUCGUUGAAUGAGGCUCACGCUGACUGUCGAGACCGCUACUCUAAGCAGAGGUCUGCUCCAGAAAUUGCCUUCCACAGCUAUGGAGAGCAAAAUAUGAAUUUUUGACGAUCGUGCAAAGGCCAAAGCUUGUUGAAAAAUUUGUGAAGUAUUGUUCUUUUCCGGUUAUUCAGAGAAAUUAAAUAAUGUCACAAUGGA